UUUCCAGCCAAGGCAGAACUCCUUCCUUGCUGGGACAGGAGAGGGGGAAAGGGAGGGACUAAAAGCCACAUUUUGGUUUCGUAACUCAACUGUAACAGAACAAGGACAACAUUCAGAAUUGGCGAAAAACACAAGGAUUCGGACAAAAUAAGUUGUCAUGGCGUCAUUGGACAGCACCAGCUGGAGUGUGCCAGGUCUUCUACUUGCACUGCUGCUAGUCUUUUAUUCAGAUCUGCCGCACGUUCGUGGACUGGAGGUGUCAACAGGAAAGGUGUCAUCAAUUGAGGCAAUGAAUGGCUCCACUGUGUUGCUCCCAUGCACCUACUCCUCCUGCAUUGGCAUUCACAAGCUCUACUUCAGCUGGCAUUAUAACAACAAUGGCUCUAAGGAAAAAUUAUGCGAUGGGAUAGUUCCGAGCGAAGGUGCGGAGGCCAAAGUGAGAGUAAAACAUCCGCGAAUAGAGUUUGUAGGCGCUAAAAAGGGCAAUAUUUCUGUCCUGCUGUGGAAUAUCACCUUUGAAGAUGAGGGGGAGUAUAUCUGUUUUGCAAGGAACCCCAAAGAGAAAGAACGCAAUCACAGCGCUAUCUACACCCUCUAUGUGGUGGAUCAAAUGAGGGAGGUUGACAAUACUUUAACUGUCAUCAUUGUCUCUGCGUUGGGCGGAGUCAUUGGAUUAGUUAUCAUUGUUAUGGUGAUAAAGGCCUUGGUAGUGCAAUUCCUGCUGAAGGAUGAUGAAAAGAAUAAAGAGUGCCUGGUUAACGCCUCAGGGAACGACAAUAACGAAAACGGACUUACAGGAGCCAAAGCUGACAACAAAGGAACACCAAAGGCAUGAGGAAAAAAACACAGAGUAUGGUUGUAUAUAUGUUACAAGAAAUGUACACUACCAAUGAAUGAACUGUCUUAGUAGUACACCAUGCAAAUGUAUAUUUAAAUCAUUGCUUGAAUUUUUAAAAUGUCUGCAGAAGGCUGGGUCACGCUUGUCUACAUGGCAGCGCAUUUGUUGCAGUGUUUGCCGUCUGUAUCAUCAAAUUCUGCAGCCGUGGGUAGUUCCCUAUACUCCAUGUAUUGAACUCGAUCAGUAUAUUGUAUCUUCUUCCUGACUAGUCUUGAGUUAAUAUGAACCAGAGGAAAAGAUGCUCACGUUGGAAUAAUUGAAGAGCUGCAAAACAGUUGAGAGGUACGUCCUAAACUUGCGUUUCAUUUGAAUAAUGAAUGUACUGAGCAGCACAGUGGGACUGGUCACAGUCAAAGGUUCUGGGUUUGAUUUGAGACUCAGACCUUUCAGUGAAGAGUUUGCAUGUUUACCACUCUUGCAUGGGUAUUUUCGUUACAAACUCCCACAUUCCAAAAACAGGCGAGACUAGUUAGUGGAAUAAUCUAGAUUGAGUUGUGAAUGGUUUGCUGGUCUGGUGUCUUGUGACCGACUGGUGAUGAUUCAGUUGGGUGCCCCACCUCUCACCCAAACUCAGCUGUGAUAGACUACAGCUCACAUAUGUGAUCCUGAACCCAAUCCAUGAUGGAAAAUGAGAAAAGACAGCAACUCUCAAAUUUUCGGGAUGCUUGGAUUUGUUUUAGGGGUGCUUCAGCGCCACCAAAAAUGAUCUAGACACAUCAAUGUUGCACCCAAGGCAAACGAAUGAUCCAGUUCUUCUCAGUUAUUUUAUUUUAGUUUCACUUUAGAUUGUCAAACAUAGGUGCCUGCUCUGCUUUUUCUCCCCCUGUUAACAGGAGGAUUAACUCACAGCAAAUAUCUUUUUUGGGGGUGAAAGUGUUAAACUCUAACCAUCAUCCGAGACAAUCCCAAAAUACCCAACUCCCUAAAGAGAAUGAAAUGAAUGCUGCUUCUGCAUUGGCGAUAGUUAUUUAUUUUAUUUAUUUAUUUUAGCAUGUUUGCAUUUUAGAGCACUCCGUACAAGUACUUGUUGUCUGCAGCACAGGAGGAACAUUUGUGUGAAUUCAGGAGGUUGCAAAUAACCCUUCAUAUACUGUCAACCGAGGCAAGAAGCAAACUAAGAAUUUGAUGACAAAAGAGUAAGGGCCACACUGAUAUAACUUAAUUCACAUAAAGUUGUAUCUUUGUCCUAGAUGCAUUCUUUAGUCAUUGUAACUUUACAACUGUAUCUUUCAAAAUUCUAACUUCUAGAAAUGUUAUGGCUUUGUUUUAGUACUGUCUAGUAAGCUUUAAUUCUCAUUGAAAAUUUCUCAAAACAUUACUUUUUCCCUCAUCAGUACACAUUUUUCUGGUCAGUGUUGCUCUAAUAUUCCUUCAUAGUAAACUAAUGCAGAACAUCUAUCUAGACUCAUAAAGACAUGGACAUAUAAUUAUUAUUAUUUUUUUAACAAAAACAUAAUUUACAUAACUGUAUUCCAAAAUAAGUGGAUUAGUGCCAUUCUUCUAUCAGCCACUCCACAUUGUGCCCUCUAUGCAACUCUACCAGAGGUUAUUUGAGAAGUUGGCACAGGCGACCUGCCAUGCACUCUCACACAUACCUGGGAUAGAUAGGACAGCUGAGUGCUACACAUGCAAACACACACACACACACACUUAGUAUUCAAGUAUUCACAUAUGAGCGAGCGGUGCACUAUAGUGCACAGACCUUGCACACAAACGAGCACUUUACCACUGCACGGAGUGGAUGCACAAAUCAACUUGUGUCCAUUCUUAUUUUAUUACAAAAUAAUUUGAAAACAAAUAAAAUUAAAUUUGUCGAAUUUCAGUUCGUUUUCUGUCGACAGCCAUGCAUUUGUUUUAUUGUCCCAGUUUUUCACUCAGCCCAGUAGGCUGCUGUCUUAUUUAUGUUAAGUAUUUCCCAUCUUGUUUUCAAUGGAAGCAAUAAUACAGAAACUGUUGUGCAAUAAUAUGUUAAAGGCACUUUAGAAAUGUGUCGCGACACAAGGCCUGUCAAUUAUUGGCCCUGUAGGAAAGUGCCUCAGUGGGUCAAUGCAUUGAAUAUAUACAGCAUUUAUAUUGGACAUUAAUCAUAUUGGACAUGAAUCCCAUAAUAUUGAUUUAAUAUUUGAUCUUCCGACUCUAUAGAAUAUACAGUGCUAUAAUCGUCUCUCCCGUUACUUGAGUAAAUACAGCCCUACAAUGAAUAUGGUUAGUUACAGAUAGUGCCAUGAAUAUCUAAUAUGUAAUGUAAUCAACUUAAAAAAGACAUUGCCUUAUUCUAACAGUAACAACUUUGUCUCACUGAAUGUAUCUAGCUGAGAAUGUCAAAAUGCAAUACAAUCACAAAGCCUAGAAUUCUUCCAAGUUACAUUAAUGUUACGGAACAAUUGGAACAUAAUUCAUGCAAUUACCGUAAUCUUCGGACUAUAAGUCGCGGUUUUUUUCAUAGUUUGGGUGGGGGGCAACUUAUACUCAGGAGCGACCUAAAUACAUAUAUAUAGGGGGUUUUUUUUCACUUUUUUGGGCAUUUUAUGGCUGGUGCGACUUGUACUCCGGUGCGACUUAUAGUCCGAAAAUUACGGUAUGUCUCCCUGAGUCUCAAGUCUUCAGUUUACCAAAUAUGAAUAGUUUCAUGUUUUCCAACUUCGACCAAAUAAGAAAAUAUAUAUGUAGAUAUAUAUUGUAGAGUGGAAGCUGUUAAAGCUGCAAAAUCCAAGACUAACUCCAUAUUUGAGUAUGAGGGAAAUAUAUAAGUAAUGUAUUUUGUUAUACUUUACAGCACAUGUACAAUAAUUACUGACCCAUUAUUUAUACUAUACUCGCAAUAAGAAUGCAGAUUAUAUUAUAAACUUAACCAUUUACUAAUUUGGAAUCUACAGUUCAUGCAGUCAACAAAAGUCUGAUUUAGUAAAUAAUUUUCCUCACCAUGACAGUUUCUCAGAAAAUAAAGUCUAACAGUUGUGGCAGGUUUGAGAAUUAAAGUUAUGUUUUGUGUGUGAAAUAAUUGAUGACAUAUGAAAGUCAUCAAACACAAUGUGUCAAGCAAACAAAAAUCCCAAAAGACGCAGUAUGAUGGAAUUGAAUAGUUGUCAUACCUCAAAUGUAACAUACACAAAAUAUUCACUGUUUGCUGCAUACAUUUUUGUUGAUUUUGAAAAAAAAACAAUUUGGUUGCCAGUUGUGACCUCAUUAAAGUUCCCGCAAUAUUUUAUAUGGGUGCACUGCACAUUCUCUGUUGUGCUGCUCAUCCCACAAAUUUAUGCCCCAUACAAAUGGGGCUUCAUUUAAAAGGGAAACAGACUUUCCAGCUGUACAAAAUAUUCUAUUUAGAUCUAAUAAAGAGAAAACAAUUUAUCACUGCUAGACGGCCAAUGUUUACGUCUACCAAAAAGUCAUACUGAAUGUCAUAUGUGGAGACAUGAUUAUGUUGUAACGUCUUUGCCCCUUUACCUGUUUCAUCGUCCUGCAAAAAAAAUGAGAUGAAUCAUCAUCAGCUGACCAUGUACAACCAUUGCUGCAGUACUAAAAAUAUAAUACUUGAUUAUAUCCAUCUAGUCAAGUUGGUAUGACAGGCCUGUUGUCUCAACCCAAUUAGUUCAUCAAUUAAAUGUGUACGUAAUAGAAACAACAUAUUGUAUUAGGCAAAUAGUAAUUUUCACAAUAUAUUCGGCACACUUGGCUAUAAUACAAGUGUAUAAAAUGCAUUUUACGUAGUCCUGCGUACGUAAGAAUUACUUUUCUAGCUCUUUUUGUCAGAUUGUUUAUUAUCACAUGUCUGUGCCUCCAACUUUUUCAACAUUUGUACUCAAUUGUAAGGUUAUAAGGGGAAGGGACCACAAAGAUAUAUGGAUAAAAUCACUUCAAAUUGACAGCUAUGGGCAGAAGCCGUGCCAUUGAAUAACGUAAUUAUUAGGGCAAGACAAUUUAGUAGAAAAAUAGAUGAGGAUUGACUACCAUGUUUUAGAGAAAAAUGUUAAACUGCCACAGCAGCUGGAGCUCAUACUGCCAGUCCAGGAGUCUCAUGUCUGCCCAAAUAUUACACUACCACAAUUUAAAUGUGCAUCCAAUUAUUACUCUAACAACUACUACAGAUAUGUAACACUCGCCAUGUACUUCCUCACACUGCCAAGUUUGCUCCCACAUUCCAUUUAAAUACAAAGAUCAAUGCACUUCAACAGGAAUCCGAAAAAAAUCUAUAAUAGAGGAAAAAACUUUUUGAUAUGAUGCAAUCAAAGAUUGCUCAUGUCAUACUGUUUGAACACAAAAUGCACCAUUCUUAAGUGUUGCAGCAAUUGUUUGUACUUCAAAGUAUAUUGAGUGUAUUGAAUAUUCAUACUAUAUGUACGAUGUCAUCACCAACACAUGCAACCCCAGAUUUACUGGAUUAAUGUUCCUCUGAAUGUCAGCCUGUUUAUCUCUCUGUAAUCAUGCUCACGUCAUGACUAUGCACCUGACUUGUUAAGGAAAUAUAAUGUAAAUGUAAAUAAAAGCAUUGUAAUUGCUAGAGAA
Syngnathus typhle (broad-nosed pipefish) is the source of this 5404-nucleotide messenger RNA. It is a transcript of the gene scn4ba, whose product is annotated as sodium channel, voltage-gated, type IV, beta a. Gene Ontology annotation, molecular function: sodium channel regulator activity; transmembrane transporter binding. Gene Ontology annotation, cellular component: membrane; voltage-gated sodium channel complex. The transcript has 5 exons. Gene Ontology annotation, biological process: cardiac muscle cell action potential involved in contraction; regulation of ventricular cardiac muscle cell membrane repolarization; regulation of sodium ion transmembrane transporter activity. NCBI's taxonomy places the organism in Eukaryota, Metazoa, Chordata, Actinopteri, Syngnathiformes, Syngnathidae. Bases 158 to 835 code for a protein of 225 amino acids. The record is from RefSeq and is a predicted model, not a curated record.